AUGGACUCUGGAUCAGCUUCGACUUCACUUUUACUUUCUGGAAAGAAAAUCGCUGUUGUCGGCGCAGGAAUCUCGGGUCUCGCUUUUGUUCACUCGGUGCACAAACAGUGGCCUCAGGGUCAUGAGUUCCCCGACAUCACCAUAUACGAGCGAGACCCUGAGGAUGCUAUCGGGCGUGAGGGCUACUCCAUCUCGAUUCGUGGAGAUACGCUUGCGGGUGGGAUGCAGGCACUUCAGAAGAUGGACCUCUUGGAUCGCGCAUUAAACGCCUCGCUCACAGGGUCAGUGCCUCCUGAAGAACGCGGAUGUUUUGGCAUGUGGGAUCCAGAUUGGAAUCGGCUCCUAGAGGUUGGCGGACCGAAACCGGGCGCCGAUAGGGUUGAGCUGGGAAUGCGGAUUGCGAGAGACGCUUUGCGUCGUGUCUUAUUGGAUGCUGUGCUUGAAAACAAGAGUGCAGCGGUCCGUUGGUCAACCCACUGCACCAAGGUUGACAAGCUCGACACCAGCGCUCGCCUUCAUUUUGAAAACGGUGAAACGGAGAUGUGCGACCUAGUGGUUGCCUGUGAUGGGGCAAAUAGCAAAAUUCGAGCCUGUUUGCGGCCAGACGAUAAGCUCUCCUUUGCUGGUGCAGUUUUGAUUAUUGGCACAGCGAGAUUCCCUGAAGGACAAGUCCCUAAGCCUGCAGAUAAAGACUGGGGCUUGGUGCUUGGUGGCAAGAAUGGUGCGGGCUUAUUUGUCUCCCCUAUCGACUCAAAGAGCGCGGUUUGGAGUCUAAGCUAUACGGCCUCGGAGCCGCGCGAAAAAUUGAAUCCUCCCAUGCCAAAAGAACAGUUGGACAAUCUAUUAGAGGAAGUUUUGGACCGCGGAAGCACAUUUACCGAACCGUUUCCUACCUUAGUGCGAGCCACGGACCCAACGACUUUACGUCUUUUUAACGCAAUGGACAAGCAACCAUUCCAGCAUACACAUUGCUCAGACCUGCCCGUGGUUUUCAUCGGUGACAGUAACCAUGCCAUGAGCCCGUUUGCGGGCAACGGUGCUAAUAUGGCGCUCCUUGAUGGCUGGGAUCUUGCGGAACAGUUGUGUCAACCUCAAUCCUUAGAGGCGGCUGUCGGACACUAUGAUAAAUCCAGCAUAAGCCGUUCUCAGAAUGCCAUCGCAGCGUCUCACUGGGCCAUUUCUAUGGCGCAUGCAACGGGCUUCAAGCUCUUUGGCUAUGGGAUUGCCCUGAAGCUUGCUUCGCUACUGAUGUGGGCUAAAGGGUGA
Messenger RNA from Uncinocarpus reesii 1704, 1266 nucleotides. RefSeq lists its product as uncharacterized. The record is from RefSeq and is a predicted model, not a curated record. Lineage: Eukaryota; Fungi; Ascomycota; Eurotiomycetes; Onygenales; Onygenaceae. Gene Ontology annotation, molecular function: FAD binding. Bases 1 to 1266 code for a protein of 421 amino acids. The transcript has a single exon.